UUUGUGAAUAGUAUUGUUAGGCGAACCUAUUUCAAAAACGAAGAAGGACGAAACCUAGCCCAAAAAGACAAAGACGAAACCUUUUAUCUCUUGUCGAAACGUCUAAACCUUAGCGAGAUGUUAAAACUUGGCGAAAUGUCGAAGCCUUGGUGA
Molecule: messenger RNA, 153 nt
Organism: Dentiscutata heterogama
Lineage: Eukaryota; Fungi; Glomeromycota; Glomeromycetes; Diversisporales; Gigasporaceae
Source: the annotation of a GenBank genome assembly